AUGUCGAUCAAAAAAAGAAAGUGGUCGGACGAAUAUGUACAAUAUGGAUUCACAUGUAUAACGGAACGUGAUGGGAGUCAGCGUCCUAAGUGUAUGAUUUGCAAUGCCAAGUUGAGCAAUUCUAGUCUAGCACCGGCAAAACUAAGAGAACACUUCCUUAAGCUGCAUGGAGAUGGAAAAUAUAAGAACACAACGCUCGCUGAAUUCAAGGUGAGGAGAGCCAGAUUCGAUGAAAAGGCUAGUCUGCCUGUUCUCGGCUUUGUACCCAUCAACAAACCGAUCCUCAUAGCAUCGUACGAAGUUGCUUACCUGAUCGCAAAGCAGGGCAAACCCCACACCAUUGGUGAAACACUCAUAAAACCAGCUGUGUUGAAGAUGGCGAAUAUCAUGCUGGGAAAAGCGGCUGAAGUUAAGUUAUCCCAAAUUCCUCUUUCAAAUGACACCAUCAGCGACAGAAUAGAGGACAUGAGCAAAGACAUCUUGGCUCAAAUAGUUGCAGAUCUGAUUUCAAGCCCGGCAAAAUUCAGCCUUCAACUCGACGAGACCACAGACGUCUCCAAUCUAAGCCAGCUUGCAGUAUUCGUGCGCUAUGUGAAAGACGACGUGAUAAAGGAAGAGUUUUUAUUUUGUAAGCCUCUUACAACAACAACUAAGGCAGCCGAUGUGAAGAAACUUGUGGAUGACUUCUUCAAAGACAACAAUCUUUCGCAUGCAUUGGCAACAAAAACCUUGCCUCCAAAACUGGCAGAAGAAUUAAAAAUUGUAGUGGAAUGUGUGAACUAUGUGCGAAAUAGUGCUCUAAGGCACCGCAUCUUCAGGGAGCUGUGUAAAGAAAUGGGAUCUGAAUUUGAGGUACUUCUGUACCAUUCCAACGUUCGGUGGUUAUCCCGGGGACAGGUGUUGAAUCGUGUUUUUGCCGUGCGUGUGGAAUUAGCCCUGUUUUUGCAAGAGCACCAACAUUGUCAUGCAGAUUGCUUCAAAGAUUCUGAGUUCAUUCUCAUUUUAGCGUACAUGACUGAUAUCUUUGCAGCUCUAAAUCAUCUCAAUCAACAGAUGCAGGGCGGUGGAGUCAACAUCAUCGAAGCGGAAGAAAACCUGAAGGCUUUUCAAAAAAAGCUACCGUUAUGGAAACGACGAAUAGAGAACGAUAACUUCGCAAACUUCCCCCUGCUAGACGACUGUCAAGCAAUUGCCACGCACUUAGAUGAGCUUGCAACGUCUCUUGAUGGAUACUUCCCUACAAGAGAGUCAUAUCCAGCAUGGGUGAGACAGCCGUUCACAUUUAGUGUUGAGACAACAGAUGUCAAUGAUGAAUACCUCGAUGAAAUCAUUGAACUUCAGCAGAGCCAGGUUCAACAGCAACUCUUCAGAACAACAACGCUCUCAACGUUUUGGUGUCAACAAAUGGUAACGUACCCUGUUAUUGCUAAGAAAGCUCUGGAGUUUUUCAUACCGUUUGUUACAACAUAUCUUUGCGAGCAAUCCUUUUCAAGGAUGCUGGACAUAAAAACGAAGAAAAGGAACAGACUUUGUUGCGAAAAUGACAUGAGAGUGGCACUUGCCAAGGUAAAGCCGCGCAUUUCUGACCUGGUCUCUGAAAGACAACAGCAGAAGUCACACUGA
Bufo bufo (common toad) is the source of this 1623-nucleotide messenger RNA. Its product is annotated as protein ZBED8-like. Gene Ontology annotation, molecular function: protein dimerization activity. The record is from RefSeq and is a predicted model, not a curated record. The transcript has 3 exons. Lineage: Eukaryota; Metazoa; Chordata; Amphibia; Anura; Bufonidae. Bases 1 to 1623 code for a protein of 540 amino acids.